Messenger RNA from Sclerotinia borealis F-4128, 606 nucleotides. The record is from the annotation of a GenBank genome assembly. NCBI's taxonomy places the organism in Eukaryota, Fungi, Ascomycota, Leotiomycetes, Helotiales, Sclerotiniaceae.
AUGUUUCGAAGAGCUUUGUUAAAUGCACCCCGCGUUGCCGGUAGAGCGUUAUCGGCAAAUACUCACUUCGCCACCAAACCUCUAUCUGCUCAAAUUGCAUCACCUUCUUUCGUUGCUGGUCGCAGAUCAUAUCAUGAAAAGGUUCUCGAUCAUUAUUCGCGGCCGCGAAAUGUCGGUAGUAUGUCGAAGACAGAUACCGAUGUAGGAACUGGUUUGGUCGGCGCACCAGCAUGCGGCGAUGUUAUGAAGUUGCAAAUUAGGGUGGAUCCAGAUACGAACACCAUUUCCGAUGUAAAGUUCAAGACGUUUGGCUGUGGUUCUGCCAUUGCUUCUUCUUCAUACUUAACAGAAUUGGUUCGAGGAAUGACGCUUGAGGAGGCUAGCCGAGUGAGAAAUACAGAAAUUGCGAAGGAACUGUGUCUUCCACCUGUGAAGCUUCAUUGCUCUAUGCUUGCUGAAGAUGCUAUCAAAUCUGCCAUUUCGAAUUACUACACCAAGAAUCCUAAAUCGCAGUCUACGAACCUUGGUGGUACUGGUGCAUCCAUGCCAAAGAUUGAUGUAGAGACAGUGAUGGAGCCUGCACAGUCUCAGACAGUAACGGUCUAA